AUGACGGAGUUCAAAACGUGUAAUGUGGUCGAUGCCUUUCCGGGUAACUCAUUUGUGGAUUCCAUAGCAUUCGGUAAACUUUCGCUAAAGUCGGCCAAGGAAGAGGAGUCAGAAGAUGACGGGAGCGGGUUGUGGCUGGAUGAGGCAUGGCAUUGGUUCGUAACAGUGGAGAACAAUAAUCUGGUCGAAGCAUCCAUCUUGAAGAUGUUUGUGAGACUAUCUGUUGAGUGUCCAGGAUCAGUUGAUUGGACUGACAAACUUGACGUCAUUUUUACGAAGAUUCCAGCCUCCAUGCGGCUUACACAAGUCCACCUUGACGAGUUUGUCACGCAAAUGCUGCCAUGUCUGAAAUUGGCAAUGUUCUCCAAAGCACGGAAUGACGUAUAUCCUGCUCUUGAGACUCUCACUGAACCUCAUCGUUUGCUUCAAGCUUUACAAGUACUUGUUGCUGUGGCGCCAGUGCUGGCCAAGGACCAGCCCGAUAAAAAUGGGAAGACGUUCCGUAUCCACGCUAUUAACCUUAUGAACUCUCUACUCCCCGGAUUGGAUCAAAACGAUAUGGGGAAAUGUCUUACAACAUUCCAGAUUGUUGGUGUGCUGGUGAACUUGAUCCCCCUGGUUGAUUGCUCUGAUGCUAUCCAUCUUCGCUCUGACUUGACGGAAGACGAGAAAGAGCUAUGCUCGGCAACAGCCAACUUCGACAGCAUUAUUGCCAUGUUCAUGGACAAAUUGCUGUCAAUGAUGAUGGAAUACGGAGAAGCAGCGGCUUUCACAGGCUCCCACACCAACAUCAACACUAAGACAAGGGCAAAUAUGGACGAUCAUAUUUUGCACAGAGGCACCAUUUCGGUUUUCAAGGGCAUAUGUCGGAACUCCAGCACGGAACUCUACAAAGUAGCAGUUGAUCGUUUGUAUACGUUUAUGUGUGAGAAUGUGUUCGAUAGCAAAACAGUGUCGACAGCCAUAGCAGAUAUGGUGUUUGUAGCGGUAAAGAUGUAUCCUUCACUAUCGUUCGUCCGAUUCUUCUCGCUGAUCAAGAAGAAAUUGCAGCAGUGCAUUUGUAACGAGACGUAUUCCGAGGAAAAGGUAGACUUCCAAGUGAUCUGGUGGCUUUCAAUGGCCGAUCGAGUCCUGAAGGCUCCGUCCAGUUACUUGCUUGAGAAUUGGGCUGAUGUUCGUGCGGUUCUCGAGCUAGUCCUACCGUUGAAGAAAUGUACGCUGGCUACCGAGAAGGCUGCUGCUAUUUUGGAAAGCGUGCUGGAAGGACUCUGCAGUAUCUAUCUUCUUGAAUCACCAACGCGAAGAGCUAAUGCUGACAAGAACUUGGAAGAUGCUCUGGCUAUUCGGGUGCGCCAUAAUUAG
This is a messenger RNA of Ostertagia ostertagi, 1362 nucleotides long. Lineage: Eukaryota; Metazoa; Nematoda; Chromadorea; Rhabditida; Trichostrongylidae. The record is from the annotation of a GenBank genome assembly.